AUGGUGUCUCCCCCAAAACCUUGGGAACGGUCUGGCGCAGCAGCAGCAGCUUCGUCUUCGGCGCUGCCGCAGACUCCAGUGGCCACUUCAUCUUCGCAGGCUGCUUCAUCAACUCAAUCACAGGCAUCCAACUCACAAAUUCCAACGGUACCCGAACGACCAGCAUCGUUGCCACCUUCUGCGGGAGCAAUGAACCAAUCCUCACUUUUACCUGGAGCCUCUUCUGCUAUGACCUCGCCGUACUCGACACCCUAUUCACGGCUGGGAUCGUAUGGAACAGGAUAUGGAGCAGGAACUGGAUACGGCGGGCUUGGUUCCUAUGGCUCAUCGUAUGGGGGAUUAGGCUCUUACGGAGGAUAUGGAUCGUACGGAGGAAUGGGUGGAAUGGGUGGAAUGGGAAUGGGUGGAAUGGGCGGUCUCGGCGGGUACAAUUCCUUUGGUGGAGGGUACGGUGGUAUGGGUGGAGGAUACGGCAUGCCGAUGAUGGGAGGUCCCCCAGGGAUGGCAGUCGACCCAGUCACUGGCCAACCAAUAGCCAGCCUAACCCAAACACUCGAAUCGACCACACACCACACUUUCGCCCUCCUCCACUCCAUUGUCCAAACUUUUUCGGGGGUCGCCCAGAUGCUCGAAUCGACCUUCAUGGCCACUCAUUCGUCUUUCUUCUCCAUGGUCGGCGUCAUCGACCAAUUCUCUCAGCUCAGGAACGCACUUGGCAGUGUUCUAGGUUUGUUCGGACUCGUCCGAUGGAUGCGCGACCUUCUUACCGGCCGUCGGUCUGCGGGUGGCUUGAGGUCGGAGUUCCGAGACUUCGUUACUGGAAGGCCUGUACCUUCCGCUGCCCCAGGAUCAUCCCAGCCGAACACCCCAAAACCCUCCAGAAAGCCACUCAUCAUUUUCCUUCUCGCCAUCUUCGGUAUCCCCCUUGCGAUGACCAAGCUCAUCCGAAUGUUAUCUGAACGGGCUGCCGCUCAGGGCCAGCUCACAAUGCCCAACGGCGCACCGCUUCCUCCUCUGGACCCCAGCAUGCUCACCUUCGCUCGAGCACUCUACCCCUUCACAGCUUCCUCUCAAGCUGAGUUAAGCUUGAAGGAGAAUGAGAUUGUAGCCAUAAUGGGCAAGCUUGAUCCUCGAACUGGGCAGGAAGUAGAUCCCCGUAUCGAACUGAGGGACGGCGACAAAGUCAUUGAGGCCGAUUGGUGGAAAGGCCGCACGAGAGACGGAAGAGAGGGAUGGUUCCCCAGGAAAUGGGCUGAAGUUCUUGAACGGAGACAGCCAGUUGCCCCAAAAACCGUUGAUUCCGCCUAA
Molecule: messenger RNA, 1308 nt
Organism: Pleurotus ostreatus (oyster mushroom)
Lineage: Eukaryota; Fungi; Basidiomycota; Agaricomycetes; Agaricales; Pleurotaceae
Gene: PEX13
Product: Peroxisomal membrane protein PAS20
Exons: 1
Coding region: 1-1308 (435 amino acids)
Biological process (GO): protein import into peroxisome matrix, docking
Cellular component (GO): peroxisome; peroxisomal importomer complex; peroxisomal membrane
Molecular function (GO): protein binding
Source: RefSeq, a predicted model, not a curated record